This is a messenger RNA of Eremothecium cymbalariae DBVPG#7215, 633 nucleotides long. RefSeq lists its product as uncharacterized. The transcript has a single exon. The coding region runs from base 1 to 633 and encodes 210 amino acids. The record is from RefSeq and is a predicted model, not a curated record. Lineage: Eukaryota; Fungi; Ascomycota; Saccharomycetes; Saccharomycetales; Saccharomycetaceae.
AUGAUAAAUCUGCGCACAUGCUGGCCAAUCAUUCGUCGAUUUUAUAUUAAACCAGUUUCUGCAACGGAGCCAAUGGGUUGGAGCUAUGAAAGUACGAAAAAGUGGACAAAACCACCAUCACGAAAUAGGAGUAAGGAUAUAGAAAGAUUAAGGAAGUUUUGUACUAUUUUGAAGGUUGAGGAGUAUGGUUUAACUAUUGGGAACUUUGAAGAAUUGGAAAAGUGCCUCUAUGUUAAUAAAAACCUUUAUGUAAUGUCGAAAGGAAAUAAAAUAUCAAUAACAGAGCUGGAUUCUAUUGGUAGUUUUGUACUCUAUUCCCAAAUUUCUCAAUGGAUUGACAAACUCACUGAACUAUUAAGAAAGAAUACGUCUGUUAUACCACAACACAUUAAAGAGAAGAAGGGGCUUCAUCCUCUUGUGAGGAAGUUCCUACGACAAAAAAACCUGCUUAAUAUUGCGAGGAUAUCAACUCCAGACAGUAAGGUAUCGAACAAGGUACGACUGAUCCACGAUCAUCAUACUUUUUAUGCUAUUAUUGGGUAUCUGAAUCUAAAUAAUGGACAGGAAGCUAUGACUAGGUUUUUGGACGAGAACAUUAUUAAACCUAUUCUCAGAGAUGUCGUUAAGAUGUAA